Messenger RNA from Strongylus vulgaris, 225 nucleotides. The record is from the annotation of a GenBank genome assembly. NCBI's taxonomy places the organism in Eukaryota, Metazoa, Nematoda, Chromadorea, Rhabditida, Strongylidae.
AUGGGACCGACAGUGUUUGAUGCGAUAACAGAAGUCUUCCGAUUCUCCGAACACAACUUUGGGUACGGACUUCGUUGUGUGUGUGUUAGGGGAUAUAAGGAACGGUACGUGCGGGUGAUAGGAGGUGAGGAGGAGCGGGACGGGACGGCGCAGGCAGAACAGAAGCUGGUGCUGUCGGAGUGUUGGCGGAAGAAGUAUCGGUUCAAAUCAGGGCAACAAUGGUAA